AUGUCGAACCUCCUCAUCAAUAUGGAUAAGUUUAAGGCUGUUGUGGCAAGUGGGGGCAGGGGGCUUAAGCAAAUGACAACCAGUAGCUAUGAAGAGGAGGGGAGUCCUGAGCCAGUAAUUUGCAUAUUCUGUGUGCUUUGUGUUUGGGGGAAUGAAAAGAUUGAUGCGCUGCAAUACUGGGUUGGGAUAGCUCAAGUUUCCAAAGGUACUUCUCAGGAGCUCUUCCUUGCUGACAGGGGUAUGUGUGGAAUGGUGAGACAGGAUAUGGAAGAGCCAUCUGCCAACCAGUAA
Darwinula stevensoni is the source of this 291-nucleotide messenger RNA. Lineage: Eukaryota; Metazoa; Arthropoda; Ostracoda; Podocopida; Darwinulidae. The record is from the annotation of a GenBank genome assembly.